GUCGGAGGAGAGGGAGAGAAAAAGCGCAAAAGACUAAACCCCGUAGCGCAUUCCGCACCAUGCGCAUCUAUUAGCAAAGUUUCGUGGUGUGGCUGCUAGCUUGCGCGAAAUAUCUACCCCACCCCUUAUACACACACAUACAGAAAAUAAGCCAUUGAAGCUUCAGAAACUCGGAAAAGCCUGCCAAAAAUCAAAAAAAGAAGAAGAAGGCGCAUCAGGGUAUAAGAAGGAGGAGGACCAUGGCGGAUCUCUACGUUUGGUUGCUCUCCUUCUUCUUCCUUAUUGCCCUUCUCGUCCUUGUUGUUUACCAGCUAAUGUGCCUGGCAGAUCUAGAAUUUGAUUAUAUCAACCCUUAUGACUCUUCAAGAAGGAUAAACCAAGUGAUUUUGCCAGAAUUUAUUACACAAGGAGUCCUAUGCGCCUUCUUUCUUCUAACAGGGCAUUGGGUUAUGACACUGCUAUGUGGUCCAUACCUAUACUACAAUGUGAAACUGUACAUGCGGCAGCAGCACUUAGUAGAUGUUACGGAGAUAUUCAACAUGCUAAAUAGAGAAAAGAAGCAGCGGCUUUUUAAACUCUUUUAUCUCAUCUUCCUCCUCUUCCUUUCCAUCUUUUGGAUGAUCUUAACUGCACUGGAAGAGAACGAAUAAGGGGGAUAAAUGAUUUAUUUAUGGGGAUGUUGACAAGUAGAAUUUCAGUCACACAGACCGUUGGCUUGAUCGAUAGUUUGGAACUAAUUUGCUGCCUCUGUCCAACAUAUGUGCUUCUGCUCAAGUUUGUAGGAGUUUCAGGGUUGUGUAAUUGUGAAAUUGUAACUUAAUUUGUUCAGGUAAAGGAGGUAUGGCAUUUUUUUUCGACAUGCUGUUGUAGCCGUAGUUGGGGGGCGUUUCUGGAUUGUGUUUUUGUUAGCUUGGCUAGUUUCCGCAGAUGUUAUAAUCUUGGAACAUUUUGCUAUCAGUAAAAAUUUACUGGGAUUAUAUAUA
Messenger RNA from Ziziphus jujuba (common jujube), 983 nucleotides. RefSeq names its product protein cornichon homolog 4. The transcript is spliced from 4 exons. The record is from RefSeq and is a predicted model, not a curated record. Lineage: Eukaryota; Viridiplantae; Streptophyta; Magnoliopsida; Rosales; Rhamnaceae. Gene Ontology annotation, biological process: vesicle-mediated transport. Bases 240 to 650 code for a protein of 136 amino acids.